AUGUCUGGCCCUGAUCCCAAGCAAGGCUUCCUCUCGAACCUGUCACCUUGGGGCUCGCGCGCGGUCACGCCGAAGCCCCCGCCUACGCCCAAGACGGCGGAGGUAGGUGUAGACAAGGACAAGGACAAGGACAAGGAGCAGGAGAAAGGAAAGGAAGCGGAAACGAGGACAGCUGGACCAACUCCACAGCAAGGCGGAGACCAUGUAGUCAACCCAAGGCACCGGCUGAGCCUAAAGCGAUAUCCCCAGGACUGUCCUCCGCUUGCCGUAAAGUGGUUCCACGCCGUUGAUCUUCCGAAACGAAAACCGCUCUCCUCCCACGCCAUUGCUCCCGACAAAGCCCUUCCCAAGCCGAAAAAGUGGAUACCCUUCAGCGCAAGUGACUCUCGUGCGAUAGAAGCCGCCUUUCAAAAAACGGCCGACGAGGAUGAUGCUGCUGAGUUAAGGAAGGGCAUCGUUCGUUCUACAACGCCUACCCAGUCAAGUGCCUCCCCAAAACCGACUACGAAAGUCCCCGUAAACGAGGAUUACCUGUUCGACGUUGAGAUCGAGACGCGCGAGCUGGCCCCCUCAUAUUGGCUGGGCCCUGUAUACGACGUCAAGCGAGGAACUUGGUUCACACCAGACGGAGAAGCCGUUGACGAGGGUUUAGCCACGCAGCUUGAGGAGGGUUUCCUAAAGGUCAAACCAUGGCGGUUUGGGAAGCCAGAGGAAAACCGAUCAACCUCGCAACCUCGUGGACGCCCAUUGUCCAUGGGUCCCAGCGUGGGCGACGACUAUCGCAAAGAGUUGGCAAGGCUAAACCGAGAUUCGACAUCGAAUCCAGUCACGCCCAAGUCCUCUUUCGGAAGUCUACGCAACGAGGCUCGCACGCAGCGACAUGACGCCAAACCAGACGAUGCGCCCGUGAUAUUGCCCACCGACUCACCGCGCACGUACCGACUGUUCGGCGCUUAUAUGAAUUCCACUGUGACGUAUCAGGAUGAGAAUACGGCGUGGCUAUUAACUGACGAUAUGUGGACGCGCAUGGGUAGUACACUGUAUCAGCGCUUCGCGGGUGGUGCGCACUACGCAGGUUAUAAGUACGUCCGCGGUUAUACAGAUACGAAGGACAAGAAAAAGACACCCAACGUCAAGGAUCCUCUUGGUGAGAAACAGACCGAGGGGCCAACAACGCCAUCACUGGCCUACGGCUCUGAUUAUAGCAAACCGUCCACAGCCACUACAUCUGAAGCUAAUUCUGACGUCGAGACCUCGGAUAAUGAGACCGGGCGGGAGUCUCCCUCUCAAACUCGGAGAAGACAUUUGGAGAGACAGGUUUCUCAGCUUAUGUCAUCCUCGAAACCUGAGUACGAGCAAAAGCAGGAGGAGGAACUUCGGAAGCGUGAGGAGAAGGAGAUGCGCGAUGACUAUAAGGUACAGGACAAGGGCGAGCAAGGCCGUGAGAUCGAACACCUGCUGCUCAUCACCCACGGUAUUGGGCAGCGACUAGGCAUGCGGAUGGAGUCCAUCAACUUUAUUCACGAUGUCAACACCAUGCGCAAGUCUUUCAAAUCGGUGUACGCCGCCUCGCCCGACUUGCAGGCUUUAAACUCCGAGACGGAUUCGGAAACCAAGAACAACCGCAUCCAGGUUAUUCCUAUCGUUUGGAGACACCUGUUGGACUUUCCGAAGCAGAGUUUGAAGCACAAUCGGAAAGAGCACGAUCUGGGCGAUCUUGACCACGAAGAUCACGAGUAUCCAAAUCUUGAAGAUAUCACCGUAGAAGGCGUUCCAGCAGUACGCAACUUCCUCACCGACUUAGCCCUAGACAUCCUAUUGUAUCAAAGCCCAGCGUACAAAGGUCACAUAACUCGCAUCGUAGUCAACGAGCUGAAUCGUACCUACCGCCUGUUUAAGGACCGUAAUCCCUCGUUCAAGGGUAAAGUCAGUUUAGUCGGUCACUCACUAGGCUCAGCUAUCAUGUUCGACCUCCUUUGCUUGCAGAAAGACCCCAAUUCAAGAUCUAGCUCACAUUCAGGCAAACACCGACGUUCAACCGAAGAAGGCUUGAAGCUCGACUUUGAAGUGGAAGAUUUUUAUGCACUGGGCUCACCACUCGGUCUCUUCCAGAUGCUGAAAGGUCGUACCAUCGCUGCGAGACCCUCUAGCUCCUUCGUGCCACCAAAAACACCAGCAUCACCACUCGACGAUCCUUUCUCACCUAGCGCCGCAGGACAUGAUCACGCCUUCGAUAUAACCACCUCCUCGCCUCUCUGCAAACAAAUCUUCAACAUCUUUCACCCUACCGACCCUAUUAGUUAUCGCAUCGAACCUCUCAUCUCACCGGCUAUGUCCACGCUGAAAGCGCAACCCCUGCCAUACACGAAGAAAGGUAUUUUCGGUGCACCCGCUUCGCAGGGUCUCACCGGCAUCGGAGCUCGAGUCGGCCAAGGCGUCACAGACUUCUGGUCCUCCCUCGGAUCAGGGAUCGCAAGCGGCUUGUUAAAUCGUAGUCUUGGGAUCUCUGGGACCGAAAUGACUGGCGCAGGUAAUGGUGCACAAGGCCAGCGCACAUCACGCCCACUAUAUGUCGGCCCUAGUCCAAAUACUUCUGCAAGUGUAGUACCCGGUUUGAAUGAGCCGGCUAGUGCGUUCAUCAACGAAGAGCGUAGGAGGCGACUAGCACAGGAGAAAAUCGCAGAAGGUGAAGACGGUGAACAUCCUCCUACACUCAUCGAGUCCGAACUAGACACCCUUUUCGCUGGUUUCCAAAACCGCAGAAAGAGCCAACAAAGCGAAGAUGGGACCAGGGAUGUCGAAAAAGAUCUCGAGUGGCAGGAGCUUGAAGAACGUAGUCGCAAGCUCAAGAAGGAGGAGGCAAAGGUCAGAAGCCUGAAUUCGAACGGUCGGGUGGAUUACAGCAUUCAGGAAGGCGCUUUUGAUAUUUCCCUACUGGCUAGCAUAGCUAGCCAUCUCAACUACUGGGCCGAUGAAGACGUGUCGCAUUUUAUGAUCUCGCAGUUACUGGCUAGACAUCGCGUGUUCAAGCCCAAGGAAUAG
Molecule: messenger RNA, 3042 nt
Organism: Cucurbitaria berberidis CBS 394.84
Lineage: Eukaryota; Fungi; Ascomycota; Dothideomycetes; Pleosporales; Cucurbitariaceae
Product: DDHD-domain-containing protein
Exons: 3
Coding region: 1-3042 (1013 amino acids)
Cellular component (GO): cytoplasm
Molecular function (GO): glycerophospholipase activity; metal ion binding
Source: RefSeq, a predicted model, not a curated record